Molecule: messenger RNA, 1329 nt
Organism: Rotaria sordida
Lineage: Eukaryota; Metazoa; Rotifera; Eurotatoria; Philodinida; Philodinidae
Source: the annotation of a GenBank genome assembly
AUGACAAAUUUGAUUUCAUUGUCUUUGCUUCUAGUCGAUAUUGCAGCUACACCACCAAAAAAUGAUCGUCCUUCACUCGAAAAUGACGUUGAGCGGUUUGGACAACCAGACAAGUUUUGGUGUCCAUGGAAAUCAGGUAGCUGUUCGAAUACCCUUGAAAUUUCAGGUCAAGGUACUGUGGAAAUGAUGCAACGAAAAUCGAUACCUUUCGAAUUACGAUUAUCGAAUAAAAGAGAUCCUCAUGAUUUAACUGCCUAUUCAAUCAUACUUUCAGUAAAUAAGAAUGAAGUUAAAUUAAGUACAAGCACUGGACAAUCGCAUACGUCAACUGACUCCCUUUAUACACUUCAAUCGGAAGAUGAAUAUUGGCAUCGAUAUUGGAUUAGUCUAUUUGCAAUUAAUCGCAAUGUUAAAUAUGGUUUUGGAGAAGUUCGUCCAUCCUUUUCUAUUUUCGAUAUUGAUCUUCCAACAGAGGAAUCACAAUCUAUUAAAGAAAUCUAUUAUUUGCAUUUUAAAGUGAAUAACAACGAGAACAUGUUGACUGAAUUAAGUAAUUUAAAAGAACACUUUCGUAUUUUCACUGGAAUAGAUCCUGUUUUACACGAAUUGCCAUUAUUUGUUAUUCCACAAGACAAAUAUAGUGUUGAACAUUUUGCUUCUCAUUCUGCUAUUCCACCAUCAAAGUUACAAAUAACAUGCCGUGAAUUAUAUGAUACUGUUAUUAAUUUCAAAUUGAACACGGAUGAUUUUCCAGAUUUAACGGAUGUCAUUGAGCGUAGUAUAAAAAAUUCGAAAGGUUGGUGUAACAAGAAAUUACAGGAGAAAGCAAAUCGUUUCGGUAAACGAAAUCCAAAAGCAACUUAUUUACGUCUUACUGUCGGUGAUCGACAAGGAAAUGCACCAGGCCACAAUUAUGUUAUCGAGGUUUGGCCUCCUGGGCAUUUUAGUCCUAUACAUAAUCACAGUAAUACGUAUGCGAUUAUUCGAGCACUUUCCGGUGAAAUUUUGAUGAGACUCUAUCCAGCAUUAACAUUAAAUGUCAACCAAUAUAAACCUAUUGAACAAAUUUGUCAUGAAGGAAGAGUCACAUGGAUGUUACCAAAUCUAAAUCAAACGCACCAAUUGAAGCAUGUUGAUUCAUAUGGCAAACCUUGUAUUACUAUUCAAUGCUAUAUGUAUGGAAGAGAUGAUCGAUUACAUUAUGAAUAUUUUGAUUAUCUAGCUAAUGAUGAACGCUCGAUUGGUCAUUUUGAUCCGAAAUCUGAUAUGGACUUUGGUGAGUUUAAAGAACGAAUGCGACAAGAAAAACAACAUAUAUUUCAAAAUUAA